AGAACCAUCGCCUAGGCUGCUGUCCCAGGGUUACGAUGCGUCGUGUUGUCCACACCAUACAGCCGUUGAACCUCUGCCGAGGCUGCUAGUAGAUUGGUUCCAUGCUUGAUUAAGUCAUGUGACAUAGGCUACGCACCGCGCCAGCGUCUGAGGGCGAACGUACGCGAUAGUAGUAGUGCACUUAGACGUGACAGGAUAACAUAUUCGCCGUUCUCGCGAAGUAUCCCGACACGACGCUUCCAAAAGUCCCACUUCAAUUGUCCUAUUAUUUCAAAUCCCGUUUUUAAACUUCCACUAGUAUCUGUUUUUUUGCUUGUUCAACAAGCGGGAGCACGGGAUCACAGUCACAUCCCGAGCCAGUCGCACGAGAUGCUGUCCGGUCGCGAUGCCGCACGGGGAGCCCGAGCCCUCCCGCUCCUCCUCCUCCUCCCUCUCCUCCUCCUCUCCUCCGCCCCUCUCUCCCUCGCUCAAUCGGACGGCUACGAUGCGUUCUUGGACUACAUCGAGGGCAUCCUGAACGGCUCGAUUCCCCUGGGGAAAAUCGAUUCCAUUCUUUUCACCCAGGCCAACAGGUACAACCUCGCCCUCAGCAACAGCCUGUCCAAAUACGCCUCCUCCAGUCAGACCCCACCAGUUCCCGCCUCUCGCCCCUCCUCCUCCUCCUCCUCCUCCUCCUCCUCCUCCUCCUCCUCCUCCUCCUCCUCCUCCUCCUCCUCCUCCUCCUCCUCCUCCUCCUCCUCCUCCUCCUCCUCCUCCUCCUCCUCCUCCUCCUCCUCCUCCUCCUCCUCCUCCCCCUCCUCCUCCUCCUCCUCGCGCCCUCUGCUAUCCCCCUCAAGAACCUCCUCACGGUCUACAGUAUCUACAGUGCAUUCAUAUAAAGCUUCUAACUUAUUUCGCUGGUUCCAGGGUAACCGGUUCGUUGGUUACAGCAUCAGCAGCAUCCGGAACAGCGUCCAAUGGCUCAGCAGCAACAGCACUGCCAGCGCUGCCGCCAGGGGAAAGCUUAAAGCCAUUCUGACCUUUUUCCGGCAGCCAAACAUCCCCAAAGCGCUGGGAAGCUCGAGUGCAGCGCUCUUUAUAGCGCCUGAUGCGAGUGUGACUAAGCUGAGCGAGGGCCAGUACCAGAUUCAGGAGCACAGUGAUGACGAAGGGGACGAUGGUAAUGACGACCAUCACCAUCAUGAUGAUUGCUCUGAGCCGAAUGGCAACGUGCGCAUCAUCAAAUACACGUCCCCUCAAAACGUAUCAUACGUGAAAUUUUACGCAAACAGUAAAUGCCUGCCGAAUGUGCAAAAAGUGGAGAUCCGCAAGGCGCAAUACGGGCAAACGGGGCCGCUUGUAAUGGAGGUCCCUGGGUCGUGGAUGCUGAUAGACGACGAUGAGUACGAGGUGAUCAAGCACUCGUUUGUCGCGAAUGCAAGCGCGGUUACGGUUGCUAACGGCCAGGACAUGGAGACAGCAAUAAACUCGAUGACGAAGAAACCUUGGGAGUAUUACGCGCUAUUUACGACGAGCAGUAAGCCAAGUGGGGAUAUGAGGGGCCAGUUUUGGAAGCCGUUUUGCCCCUGGUGUGCCAAUUUCACGUUCACAGGGUCUGGAUAGGAGGAACGUGGAGUGGUAGAAUUGGCGAUGCUAUGCAGUACAAGUUGCACGGAUAUGAGGUGAGGCUCCUGCCAUGGGUGCACCAGGUGAUUGGACAAUGGUCUCUGUGGCCUCUAGUUUUUGCGGCACUCCUUGUGCCAUGUAUUUUUAUGUACCAUGCUUUCAAUUUGUAUAUAAUCGGGCUUAUGUACC
Closterium sp. NIES-67 is the source of this 1794-nucleotide messenger RNA. Lineage: Eukaryota; Viridiplantae; Streptophyta; Zygnematophyceae; Desmidiales; Closteriaceae. The record is from the annotation of a GenBank genome assembly.